Anoplopoma fimbria (sablefish) is the source of this 848-nucleotide messenger RNA. RefSeq names its product chemokine (C-X-C motif) ligand 18b (gene cxcl18b). Gene Ontology annotation, molecular function: chemokine activity. Gene Ontology annotation, cellular component: extracellular region. NCBI's taxonomy places the organism in Eukaryota, Metazoa, Chordata, Actinopteri, Perciformes, Anoplopomatidae. Bases 80 to 412 code for a protein of 110 amino acids. Gene Ontology annotation, biological process: immune response. The record is from RefSeq and is a predicted model, not a curated record. The transcript is spliced from 4 exons.
AGCAGCUCUUCACUCUUCUCUCCUCAACCUGCUCUCAUCUGAAGGAUCUCUGGACCUAUUUGUCUCUCAACAGAGAAUAAUGGCCUCGUCACAGAAACGCUGCCUUCUCCUGCUGGUUGUUGUGGCUGCAGUUUGUAUUCAGCUCUAUCAAGCUCACGACUUUAUUGGACGCUGCUCAUGUUUCAACACAAUGAAGUUCAUCAGAGGCAAUAUGUCAGAUUUUAAAGUCAUUGAGAGGCACCCUGGAUGUGAUAAAACGGAGUUGAUUGUAACCAUGAACACUCCAGACAACUUGACUGGGAGAUUCUGUAUGAACACUGAGGGAAGGAGGGCCAGGGUUCUUUUGAAAUGCUGGGAAAGGAUAAACAAAGACGAGAGUCGUAAGAUGGAGUGCAUCGACAGAAAAAGAUAGGCAGAGUGAAAGUGCAAGAGGGGGAGGCCUGACGGAGGUGGAAAGUUAUCCGGAUCAGAGUCCCAGAGGUCACAUGAAGGCUGAGCAUCAAGCCUAAGAAUGCUGAGAGCAGAGUUUACACUGAACUCCUGCACUGGAGAGGAUUGGGAAAUGCAGCGAGAGGGGAAGAGAAGAGGGAGGGGGAUGAUUAAGAGCCAGGAGGCAGGAAGGGGGGAGUGAGGAAGAGAAUUUCAUUGAUAAUGGUAAUAUAUGUACAGUACUAUAGCAGCACGCCUGUUUAAGGCCACUGUUGAAAUGGUCCACCUUUAUUUUUUGGCUUGACAUAAUAUUAUUUAUGCUGACUAUUUAUUUGACAAAGAAGUCUGUAUUUUAUUAUUUUUGUUUUGUUUUGCAAAUGUCUGACUCAUUGCAAAUAAAGUUGAUUUUGAUAAACUCA